Messenger RNA from Pundamilia nyererei, 1335 nucleotides. RefSeq lists its product as uncharacterized. Gene Ontology annotation, molecular function: transmembrane signaling receptor activity. Gene Ontology annotation, cellular component: external side of plasma membrane. Bases 88 to 1335 code for a protein of 415 amino acids. Gene Ontology annotation, biological process: immune response; cell surface receptor signaling pathway. The record is from RefSeq and is a predicted model, not a curated record. NCBI's taxonomy places the organism in Eukaryota, Metazoa, Chordata, Actinopteri, Cichliformes, Cichlidae. The transcript is spliced from 10 exons.
CUUUGGUAUCUGCUGUGCUGCUGCUUCACUCUCUCUCUUUACAGAAAGUUGUAGAAGUUUUCAGACGUGUCACUGCUGGGUGUGAGGAUGGGAGCCACUUUGCUCUGUGAGCUGGGCCUAUUCUCAGAUAAACCCAGGGCCACACUGACAGCAGGAACAACAAUCAUACCAGUAGGGGGCAGUGUGACACUGACCUGCUCUGUGCAGAGCUCUGAUGGAUGGAAAUAUGAGUGGUUCAGACGAACCCAAACAACCUCUGAAAGUAAAAUCAGAGAUCAACAAAACAGAGAUAUCAGAGUAUCUGAAGGAGGAAUCUACAGCUGCAGAGGAAAAAGAGGAAACCCAGUUUACUACACUGAUAGAAGUGAUGAUGUCACUAUUGAGAAAACCAUUUCCAAUAAAGUUGUUGUAAAACAACGACCCAACUGGCCUCAGAUAUUCAGAGGUGAGACGAUCACUCUGACAUGUGAGGUGCAGGAAGGAGGUGAAACCACUGAGUGGGAGUAUGAAUGGAGAGGACCCAGGACACCCACACAGUGGACACACAAUAAUGAUGUGACAUUCAGAGUUUCUGAGUCCAGCAGUGGAGACUACAUGUGUAAGAGUCGACGCAGAGAUGACUCAUAUUCUUCAACAGAGUGGAGUGAAGCCUUCACAUUGUCAGCAUCAACAGUUAAACCAAAGGCCCAACUGACUACUAACAGCAGAGACGUUCCAGUAGCAGGCAAAGUGACUCUGAACUGCUCAGUGAACCUGUCAUCUGAAUGGAAAUACUUCUGGUACAGAGGUAAUAAAUCCUCUGAACCCUUGACUACACAAGAUGCUGCUCCUUCAGACGGACAAAUCAGUGUCUCACAGGAAGGACUCUACAGGUCCAGAGCAGGAAGAGGAAACCCAGUUUACUACACAGACUACAGUGAUCCAGUCAACAUUGAUAAAAACACAGAGCCUGGGCCUGAAAACUCUUCGUUUCUCACUCCUUUGAUUGUUGGACUUGUUUGUGGAAUUUUACUGAUUCUUCUUCUUCUGCUGUUGUAUCGCUUCAAACUGUCAAAGGAUUCAUGCUUUAAGAGGCCUCAGAGCAAAAAUCAGCACUCUGCUACAAACCACAUGACCAAGCAAGAUGAAACUCAACACAUUUCUCCUGUUCAAGUUGAAUCAGAGGAUGUCACAUAUUCUUUGGUGGAGCUUAAAAACACCACUCCAAGGAAGAAGACCAAGAUACCAGAGGAGAGUUGUGUUUACUCUGAUGUUAAAAUACGACCUUCCACAGGAAAAUCAGAUCCUGCCACAGCUCAUGAAAUGGUUUAUUCUGGACUCAAACCGGGAAAAUAA